UACGGGAUCGGUCCUGCAAGGAUAACGACAUGAUUAAAUUACCCGUCAUAUUACUACAGAUAUGUGCAAUAAUUCUGAUCAAUAUUGACUUGUUGGUGCCGAUCCUGGCGACGCGAAAACCGUCCCACACUGACCGGUUCCUAGUUGAAAACCACAGGACGCGCAGAAAAGAGAACUACGUGCUAGAGAGGGCUCUGACGAGUGGCGUAGAUAAUGAUAGCCCCGCCCUGAGUUACUCGGAGCCUUUGGAUUCGAACGGGAAUACGGACGAGUUGCCUGCCUUUAUAGUGGACUACGCUAACAUGAUCCGAAACGACAUCAUUCUGUUGGAUAAUUCAGUCGAAACGAGGACGAGGAAGCGAGGAAAUGUUAUGAUUCAAAGACCUGAUAAAGAAACAGCUUUUGAAGGAAGAUGCACUUGUGAACAAGAAGAAAGGCAACUAAAAGUCUUGGGCGACAAUUACAUUCCGAAAACUGUUGAGGAGACAAAAUGUAACAGCAGCCUUUGCGUCUUCCCGUACGGGUGCAAAGAGAGGCAUCAUUACAUAACGGUCUUAAAGGCCAGAAACAGUCUGAACGAAGAGUCUAAAGAGGAUUUGCCAAAAUAUUUUAAGAACUGGGUCGCCAUAAAAACAGCAGUCGUGGUCGGUUGUUUCUGCGUACGGGAACACGACGAGAGAGACGAAACGUACUAAAAGCAACACCGAAUCCACUUCAACAACAUGGCAUUGAAAUGUAAGCUUUAUGUUGUGUCACAUAAGAGUGAAUUUGUCGACGAGAUACGUCGUUUAGAAGUUGAAGAAUUCGGUCUUAAGGCUUAUGACCGAAUUUAAGCAAGCACAACAUAAUGGUGACAUUUUUUUGACGGGAGUUUAUCUAUUCAAUAAUGUUAUUGAUUGGUUAAUAGUUUGACGUUAGCCAAUCAAAAGCGCUAAUGAAUGUAUAAACUGAAUAAAACUCGGUAACUGGGCAGUUGGCGUUCAGUCGGUGCAGUGGUCAAAGACCUUAAAAUUAACUUAGGAGAUGAUGCGAAAUGGUUAUGCGGGUAUAUUUUCUAUGACGUAAUAAAAUGAUGAAGCUCAA
Molecule: messenger RNA, 1083 nt
Organism: Aricia agestis (brown argus)
Lineage: Eukaryota; Metazoa; Arthropoda; Insecta; Lepidoptera; Lycaenidae
Gene: PTTH
Product: prothoracicotropic hormone-like
Exons: 5
Coding region: 30-695 (221 amino acids)
Source: RefSeq, a predicted model, not a curated record